This is a messenger RNA of Psylliodes chrysocephalus, 606 nucleotides long. The record is from the annotation of a GenBank genome assembly. Lineage: Eukaryota; Metazoa; Arthropoda; Insecta; Coleoptera; Chrysomelidae.
AUGAUGAUGAGUAUAACCGAUGCAAAAACUCAUUUCAACGUGAAUGUUUUUUUCUCUAUUUUGGACCGCAUACUGUCAUCUUUACAAGAGCGAUUCAAAGGAUUGCAAAAUUUUAACGACAUGUUUGGAUUUAUGUAUAAUAUGUUCACCUUAACAAAUGAGAUAUUGUUAAAAUCAUGUAAACAAUUGAAUUCUCGUUUGACGGAUGAUUCUCGUAACGAAUUUGAUAUUGAUGCAUCUGAUUUAUAUGAAGAAAUUAAAACACUCAAGAUUUACUUUGAAUCAGCUUCAACUUCAGAAGGUUCUCAACAAGAUCCUAAGUUCAUUUUGGAGUUCAUAUUUCAAAAUCAAUUAUUGUCAACUUUUCCAAAUAUUUCAAUAGCCCUUAGACAUUUACUCACUUUGCCCGUAUCAGUAGCCUCGGGAGAAAGAUCGUUUUCUAAGCUAAAAAUUAUUAAAAAUUAUUUGAGAUCUACCAUGUUACAAGAUAGACUCAAUGAUUUAUCUAUAAUUGCCAUAGAAAAUGAUAUUAUGGAUUCCCUGAAUUUGGAAGAAUUUAUUAGGGAUUUUUCCGCAAAGAAAGCAAGAAAAACGAUUUUUGUAUGA